Molecule: messenger RNA, 4044 nt
Organism: Passer domesticus (house sparrow)
Lineage: Eukaryota; Metazoa; Chordata; Aves; Passeriformes; Passeridae
Gene: RASA1
Product: RAS p21 protein activator 1
Exons: 26
Coding region: 198-3251 (1017 amino acids)
Biological process (GO): regulation of GTPase activity
Molecular function (GO): protein binding
Source: RefSeq, a predicted model, not a curated record
CAGCCGUGCGGGGCCCUGUGGAGCAGUCCAGCCCCCGCCCAGCCGGGCAUUGUUCCCGGCCCGUCGCCGCCGGGAAGUUUUAGCUGCGUUCCGGGUCCGCUGCCUGCCGCGUCGGGGAGGGGGGGCGCGGUGGGGGCAGGGGCCCGGAGCCCCUUUGUCACCUCCUCCCCGGCGUGAAGCCGCCGGCGAGGCUCAACAUGAUGGCGGCCGAGGCCACGGGUGAGGAGGGCGGCUCGGGCGUUGUGGCCGGGACAGCGGGAGCCGCGGCCGGGGAGCUGGGGCAUUGCCCCGUCUUGUGCCGUGGUCGGGCGCCGGAGCCGCAAGGCCCCUUCCUGGUCGGCGGCGGCCCCCCAGGCGGGCCGGAUUUGUGCUCAGUUCUGGAGCUGCUGGAGCUGGGCCCGGGGCCAGCCCCUCCAGCGGCCGCUGGGAAUGCCGAUCCCGGCUUCCCUCCGCUGCCACCCCCCCCGGCGUUGGCCGGGGGGCUGGGGACAGUGGACGAGGGAGACUCACUGGACGGGCCGGAGUACGAGGAAGAGGAGGUGGCCAUUCCGCUCAACGCGCCCCCCACUAAUCAGUGGUAUCAUGGAAAACUUGACAGAACAAUUGCAGAAGAACGUCUUCGACAAGCAGGAAAACCUGGAAGUUACCUUAUUCGAGAGAGUGAUCGGAGACCAGGUUCAUUUGUGCUUUCAUUCCUUAGUAAAACAAAUGUCAAUCAUUUUAGGAUUAUUGCCAUGUGUGGAGACUAUUACAUUGGUGGGCGUCGCUUUGCUUCACUCUCAGACCUGAUUGGUUAUUACAGUCACGUGUCCUGCUUGCUGAAAGGAGAAAAGCUCUUAUUUCCAGUAGCACCUCCAGAGCCUGUGGAAGACAGAAGAAGAGUUCGAGCAAUUCUGCCUUACACCAAAGUGCCAGAAACUGAUGAAAUAAGUUUCCUUAAAGGAGACAUGUUUAUUGUCCAUAAUGAAUUGGAAGAUGGCUGGAUGUGGGUUACAAACCUACGGACAGAUGAACAAGGUCUUAUUGUGGAAGACCUGGUAGAAGAAGUGGGAAGAGAAGAAGAUCCCCAUGAAGGCAAAAUAUGGUUCCAUGGGAAGAUCUCCAAACAAGAAGCUUACAAUUUGCUGAUGACAGAUUCCCCAGUCUCUCUGUAUGCUACCUCAGUAGAAUACUACAUCGGAGGAAAACUUUCAUGGCUAUCAGUACUGAUUGGUCAGGUGUGCAGUUUUCUUGUGAGGCCUUCAGAUAAUACCCCUGGUGAUUAUUCACUUUAUUUCCGGACCAGUGAAAAUAUUCAGCGUUUUAAAAUAUGUCCAACAUCAAACAAUCAGUUUAUGAUGGGAGGCAGAUACUAUAAUAGUAUUGCUGACAUCAUUGAGCACUACAGAAAAGAACAGAUUGUUGAAGGAUAUUACUUAAAAGAUCCUGUUCCAAUGCAGCACCAAGAACAAGUGCUUAAUGAUACAGUGGAUGGAAAAGAAAUCUACAAUACAAUUCGUCGGAAAACAAAGGAUGCUUUUUAUAAAAAUAUUGUCAAAAAAGGUUAUCUUCUGAAAAAAAGUAAAGGAAAGAGAUGGAAAAACUUGUACUUUAUAUUAGAGGGAAAUGAUGCCCAGCUUAUUUAUUUUGAAAGUGAAAAACGAGCCACAAAACCCAAAGGACUAAUAGACCUUAGUGUGUGUUCCGUCUAUGGAGUACAUGACAGUUUAUUUGGCAGGCCAAACUGUUUUCAGAUAGUAGUUCAGCACUUUAGUGAAGAGCAUUACAUCUUUUACUUUGCAGGCGAAACUCCAGAACAAGCACAGGACUGGAUGAAAGCUCUGCAGGUGUUCUGCAGUUUAAGAAAAACCAGUCCAGGAACAUCAAAUAAACGUCUACGUCAGGUCAGCAGUCUCAUUUUGCAUGUAGAAGAAGCUCAUACACUCCCAGUAAAGCAUUUUACAAACCCCUAUUGUAACAUCUACUUGAACAGUGUCCAGGUAGCAAAAACACAUAUCAGGGAAGGACAGAACCCUGUGUGGUCUGAAGAAUUUGUCUUUGAUGAUCUUUCAUCUGAUAUUAAUAGAUUUGAGAUAAGUCUUAGUAACAAAACAAAGAAAAGUAAAGAUCCAGAUAUAUUGUUCAUGCGUUGCCAAUUAAGCCGAUUACAAAAAGGACAUGCAACAGAUGAGUGGUUUCAGCUCAGUUCCUAUGUACCAUUAAAGGGUAUUGAGCCAGGAUCUUUGCGUGUUCGAGCGCGGUAUUCCAUGGAGAAGAUCAUGCCAGAAGAAGAGUACAACGAGUUUAAAGAGCUUAUACUCCAGAAAGAACUUCAUGUGGUCUAUGCCUUAUCACAUGUUUGUGGACAGGAUAGGACACUGUUGGCUGGCAUUUUACUGAAGAUUUUUCUCCAUGAAAAGCUUGAGUCCUUGUUGUUACGAACACUAAAUGACAGGGAGAUAAGUAUGGAAGAUGAAGCUACUACCUUGUUCCGUGCCACCACUUUAGCAAGCACACUUAUGGAGCAGUAUAUGAAAGCCACAGCAACAAGUUUUGUUCAUCAUGCGCUGAAAGACUCCAUAUUAAAGAUCAUGGAGAGCAAGCAGUCCUGUGAGUUAAAUCCCUCGAAGUUAGAAAAAAAUGAAGAUGUAAACACUAACUUGGCACAUCUACUCAGUAUACUUUCAGAAUUGGUGGAGAAGAUAUUCAUGGCUGCAGAGAUACUGCCCCCGACAUUGAGAUAUAUUUAUGGUUGCCUACAGAAGUCUGUUCAAAACAAAUGGCCAGCUAAUACUACCAUGAGAACCAGGGUUGUUAGUGGCUUUGUUUUUCUUCGACUGAUUUGUCCUGCUAUCCUGAACCCAAGGAUGUUUAAUAUCAUCUCAGAUUCUCCUUCCGCCACUGCUGCAAGAACACUGACGCUGGUCGCCAAGUCUGUGCAGAAUUUAGCAAAUCUGGUUGAAUUUGGAGCUAAGGAGCCAUAUAUGGAAGGAGUAAAUCCAUUCAUCAAGAGCAACAAACAUCGCAUGAUCAUGUUUUUGGAUGAGCUUGGGAAUGUUCCUGAGCUUCCAGACACUGCAGAGCACUCUCGAACUGACCUCUCCCGUGACCUGGCAGCUUUGCAUGAGAUCUGUGUGGCACACUCGGAUGAGCUCCGGACGCUCAGCAACGAGCGAGGGGUGAUGCAGCACGUUCUUAAGAAGCUUUUGGCCAUUACUGAACUGCUACAACAAAAACAAAAUCAGUAUUCAGUGUCUAACAACAUCAGGUAGCAGCUCUCUACCUGAAUUCUGCAUGGAUCCAGCACGCCCAACAUGACAACUCUCACCAGUAUCACUUCCUUCUUGCUUUUGCCAAAAAUAGCACACCCUGUCACAUUCCCAGUGAUGUGUGAACUAUGCAAAAGAAAACAAAGAUCCUGUUGGUGAAUGAUUGUACCAGCAGCUUUUUUUAAGCUAUCUGUGCAGGACAUAUGCACUUUUUUUUUUCCACUUGGAAACAAUGAAAUUUCACAACCUCUGAGCCUUCGUGUACAGUUCACCUUCUGCAGAGAAAAUGCUGUGACUGUGUCUAGGACUUCGAAAUUUUCAGCACCUCUGAUUGCCAAAGUUUUUGCUGUCUGAUUGGAAAAGAAUUAUCAACUGACAUGAGAAGAAAGGCGUUGUUCUGACAACCACCUAUAACUAACUGGAUAACAUUUCUUACUGUAAUUUCUGACUGGUUACAAUAACUAUGACUUUUGACUGUUUCAACCACUUUUAACUUUUAUUUACUUUUUCCAGAAUUUGAUGUUAUGGUAGGAACAACCUUUACUGUACACGUUUUAUACCAUGCUGUUUCUCUUGCUGGAAUGAUGUUGAAAGAGAAUAUCCAGAAUGGAUCUUGUCAGCUUUAUUUUUCUGAUGUGCCACUGAUUCAGUCAGAAUAGUUUUUCCAUCAAGAACUGUAUAUCCAGAUAAAUCACAAUGCUUUUGUAAAACGUUUACAACAGUAAAUAAUUUGAAUUCAGUAAAUUUAUUGAUUAUAUCAGACAUGCAUGCAUUCAUUAAACCAUUUUAUAAAAUA